This is a messenger RNA of Pseudomassariella vexata, 602 nucleotides long. RefSeq lists its product as uncharacterized. Bases 217 to 522 code for a protein of 101 amino acids. Lineage: Eukaryota; Fungi; Ascomycota; Sordariomycetes; Amphisphaeriales; Pseudomassariaceae. The transcript has a single exon. The record is from RefSeq and is a predicted model, not a curated record.
GAUGAAGACAGUCCCCUGUAACAUAGAUUCGACUAGUAAAACACUAACUUCUCCAGCGGCAUUGUUUUGGGGCUUCCCUGCAUAACUAUUAAUACAAAUCGGGCUAUCUUGUCCCGCAUCCUCGGUCCAUAUCAUUGCCUUGUCCAAAGCAUACUCUUAUUAGCUGUCAUAGCUACGCCUCUACUGUUGCUCUGCCCGAUCGAAACCCUGUUGACGAUGCCUUCAGAUAAGAAUCGUCUCUACAUGCCUGUCAAAGUUGACCCCAAAGGCCAACACAUUCGUGUACCACUGGGCCUUCAUCUUUGGGCCAAUAGCCGAGGGGCGUUUUCAUGCAAAGGAGAAAUCACUUUCGUCGGCCAACCUCCCACCGCGCAGUCAGUAUGGCAGUACGACGAACUGGAAAUCCCCCUAGCGCCGACGUCGAUGCUGCUGGUUCGCGUUGUCGUUGGUAAGAUGAAUAGCACGAGCAGGCUUCAGUCUAUUUUCCAGGGUACACCACUUCGACCCGAGGUGGAGGGCUAGAAUUACGUUGAGUGGGUAAAGGAGGGCCUCGGUACAGCCAUACAAGCCAGCAGCGCCCUAGGCACAUCCGCCACCGACUG